Messenger RNA from Vollenhovia emeryi, 446 nucleotides. RefSeq lists its product as uncharacterized. The coding region runs from base 81 to 446 and encodes 121 amino acids. The record is from RefSeq and is a predicted model, not a curated record. NCBI's taxonomy places the organism in Eukaryota, Metazoa, Arthropoda, Insecta, Hymenoptera, Formicidae. The transcript has 4 exons.
CAGAGCACUGAAAAACGGAGUGGUGCUGCAGGUACUUCCAUAAAUGAAAAACUAAACCAUCUUUCCGUUAUUACGAUGCAAUGAGUUUCCUUAAUGAUACAAUGGAGUAUAAAGAAACAUAUACAUCUUUAAGAUUCUCAAAGAACAAAGACACAACUCAAGUAACGAAUAACUUUCUUGUUACUUCACCUUCCUGUUCAAGUUCCUCUACGAAUGACAUUAACGAUGACGUUAAUUCAGAAAACAGGCCACCUUUACCGCCAUCACCCGCCAUAUCUGAAUUGUCUGCAGUGACAUCAUCGUCUAAAAAAAGACGAUAUUCAAAUAAAACCGACGAAAUAGAUAGAGCUUUAUUAGAGGCCUUAAGCACGCAUGUUCAACCAAGCCCUAUUGAUGGGUUUAUGUUACGACUGGCGGAAGGAAUAUAUGCGCCGACUUCCCUAUAG